Messenger RNA from Daphnia carinata, 1383 nucleotides. RefSeq lists its product as uncharacterized. Bases 1 to 1368 code for a protein of 455 amino acids. The record is from RefSeq and is a predicted model, not a curated record. NCBI's taxonomy places the organism in Eukaryota, Metazoa, Arthropoda, Branchiopoda, Diplostraca, Daphniidae. The transcript is spliced from 3 exons.
AUGAGGUUAGCUAUUCUUUUAGCAUUCGCUUCACUGGCGCUCUGUCCCUAUCUUGUCGACUCCGGCUGGCCAAUUGCAGAAAAUGGAAAAGUUUGUAAAUCGCAAUGUUUGAAAAACUUCAGAUUGGACUACUACACCUGUGCCACCAACUUGUUUGAGCCCUGGAAUAAUAUUGAAAAAUGUAAUCCGGCAAGAGUAGUCGGUAAUGGAAAAUCGGUGUUAACAAAUACCCAACUAGAAUUCUGCAUGAGCGAGUGUAGAACGCAAGGGCACUCUUACACCUGGUGCUGGACGCACACGAGCUGGGACUAUUGUGAACCAAGUUCGACUAGGAUUCGGCAGCAUAUAACCAGAUGGGGAGAAUAUUGCAUAGGACCUUGCACUAAAGAUGGGUCGGACUAUUACUGGUGCAGGCGUGGAUCGGCUUACGACUCGCUUGAUAAUUGGGACUAUUGCUCACCGGAAGUGGGACUAACGCGAUUCGCGUUCAAAUGCAAGCCGGGACAUCCGUGCGCCAAGCAUGUCGGAAAAGAAUACUACUGGUGUUACGUCGAAUCCAAUCAUUUCAAAUGGGAUUGGGAUUAUUGUAGCCCGCCUUACGAUUUGCAUGAAUUCAUGGACGACUAUAGCUUGAAUUAUGUGGGCAAUUUCAACGUGCCGGACGAACAAGACUUGCAUCGGAGUUGUCAAGUUAGGAGCAAACGCUCCCCGGGAGAUUGGCCGAGCUAUCCUUUCCUUUACCGAAUUUUAGCAGGUGGGAGGAUUUUACCUCAGGAACGGGACAUCAACGAAGGAACUGGUCUUGACGGGAUAGAAAGUAGAUCGCUGCGCAACAAUCGAGAAAGACCAACUAUUAACCAACGACUUCAGAUUCCCAUACAUGUGGCGCGAAACCCAAAUGACACUCCGUGGAUAUCAACAUCGGCUAAUUUUGAACUACAAGAUUGCACAAUUCGAAGGAACGUUGAAAGGCGAUACAGGUAUAAUAAUAAUAGAGAUGUCCAUCAACUCUAUCUGGUUACCAUAGAUGUCCGUUACCUUACUGCUGGAAGUCAGGGGCAUCUCAAUCAACGUACUGUUGUGAAUUUGGAUGACUAUCGCAUCAGGAAUGUACUACUAUCAUCUAAUAUGCAGGCACUUAAUUAUGCGCGUAGAUGGAACGAAGUGUUAAUCUAUUGGGCAGUACCUUCCCAGGCAAUCGUUAACAGCAGAAGAUACUAUUUCAAUCGAUACACAAAUCGAGUGGAGGUUAUAGAAAUUUUUAAUCCCAAUUACUGCAGAGAAGGUUGCAACGAACAAAGACCAAAGGAUGAAGAUUUUUCCGAUGAGGAUCGCUCCUAUGGCGGAGGUUACCCUAAUCAUGUAUAGGUUAGAUAAUUCCGA